Messenger RNA from Morchella importuna, 924 nucleotides. RefSeq lists its product as uncharacterized. The transcript has 3 exons. The coding region runs from base 1 to 924 and encodes 307 amino acids. Lineage: Eukaryota; Fungi; Ascomycota; Pezizomycetes; Pezizales; Morchellaceae. The record is from RefSeq and is a predicted model, not a curated record.
AUGUCACCACCACUCGCCCCCAUGCUCAGCGCAAUGGUCAUCUGCCGCGGCAUCGCCCACUUCAUCGGCUACCCGCACACCCUCGACCCAACAUUCACAAACCGCACCCUGCUGCACACAUUCUCCGCCGCCCUCGACGCCUGCGCCCAAUCCCACACCCUCUGGCACCUGACCCCCAUCGACGUCGCCACAAUCUUCACCCCGCUGCUCGACUAUGCCUCUUCCCACUCCCACUCCCCCUCCCACCCCGCCCGCUCCGGCAACCACAUCUCCACCCUCCACCCCACCGCCAUAACCUCCAUGUCCGCACACCUCACCUUCACCGCCGCCCGCGCCCUCGCCGCAGACCUUGACGCCCUCGCGCGCGUGCAGGACAGCUGGUCGCGCUGGUUCGGGCUCGUCUUGUAUACCCGUGUCCUCUCCUCCCUCUCCCUCUCCCUCUCCCUUUCCCCCCCCCACCCUCACCACACCGACUCGGAAGUCUCAGCCAACGACACGCCCUGGGACGCCGCAAUCGGGCAGUACGACAUCCCGUUCCUGCUCUCGAGGGGGCUGGGGGAUGAGAUCGCAUCCGAGAAUUUCUACACCGCCUGCCAGCGCCUGCAGCCCCACAUCGUUGGCUACACCGCUUUCAAAACAAGUUUUGUACGUCUCGGCGGGCUUAUCCAUAUGCCGCCUUCUCUCACACCCCCGCCCCCGCCGUCUGCGCCGCCGGGGCUCCCCACCAGCGCACAAGCAGACCCCUUCCUCUCACCCCACUGGACCAUCGCCUCCGAGCUACGCGGCACCAACGCGUUCCCGCUGUCCGCGCGGAUGUCGUUCCUCCUCUCGGGGUCCACCGAGGAGCCCACAAAUACCAAUUGGCUCAACAGGGGGCGGUAUGAGAGUGCGCCGCUGAAGGGGCUUGGGGCGCGGUUUGUGUAG